CGCUGGCUAUUAUCAUGCUGUGUUCGGCUCCUUUGAAUAUACUUCUUCCGUAUCUGAUAUCGGAGCUCAGCGCCGAUGGUGCUACGGCGUAUGCUAUUAAUAUGGGACUCUUCAUAAUUGGAGGUCCCGGUGUAGUCUUCGGGUAUUGGCUUGCAUCUGAGGCUACCGACGGUGCAGACAUCAGGCAGCCCUUCUUUUUGUUUCCUCCGUUCCAAUUGCCAGCGGCAUCUGUGCGGGCAUUAAAUAUCGAACAUGAACUUGCAGCAUGCCACUAUUUGCAGAGCAGCGAAAGAGUGCUUUUUCGAUACGUCAAAUUUUGCAACAUUUCUGGGCGGUUUGGUUCUACCAUAAAAUUUUGCUGCGAUGUACUUCUAAACAGAACAGAAGAACCAUGGUACGAGGUUCAAGCUCUCUCCGAUUCACCACACGGAAUUCUUUACGACGUCUUGUUCAUGCUCGUUUUCGGCGGCGUGAUCUUUAUCUACCUUCUCUACCGCGUGUCGGGAGGUUGUUCGCUAGGCCUACUGAGCACAUUUCCACCGGGAAAGGCAGCCAUGUCCGAAGACGAAGACGUGGCUGCCGAGUGGACCGCCGUGGAAAAAAUCUGCGAAACUGGUAACUUUGGCGAUAGCACCCUGGUGGCCCAAAGGCUGCACAAAACCUUCGGUGAGCUGCAGGCUGUGAGAGAACUCUCGUUCGCCCUACGACCGGCUGAAUGCUUCGGCCUGCUGGGAGUCAACGGUGCCGGAAAGACCACAACGUUCCGAAUGCUGACCGGCCUCACCUGCAUGACGUACGGGGAAGCCUUCAUGAGGGAUGAAGUGCUGUCAAAGGAUCCUCGGAAGUGGCAAUCCAGGAUUGGCUACUGCCCUCAAGGUAACGCACUGCUAGGAAAGCUGACCGCUUACGAGAGCCUCUACCUGUUCGGUCGGCUGCGAGGUGUACCCGAAGAGACCUUGCCAGAUGCAGUAGAGAACAUCAUUGAAACGGCAGACCUACGUGAACAUGCAGCGAAGAGGUGCGAGUAUUACAGUGGGGGAAAUAUGCGCAAGCUCUCAAUCGCGGUGGCGUUGGUCGGUCCGCCUGAAGUCCUGUUCCUGGACGAACCGUACGCCGGCGUCGAUGUGCUGGCCAGGACGCGUAUCCACGAGAAGCUCAACCGCAUCAAGGACAGCACGGAAUGCAGCAUCGUGCUCACUUCUCACAGUUUGGAAGAAUGCGAGGCUGCCUGCGACCGGAUAUGCAUUAUGGUUCAAGGCACGAUGGUCUGCCUGGGCACAUUACAGCACCUUAAGGAUAAGUUCGGCAAAGGUUGCCGAAUCCAAUUCAUGCUUCCCGACGAUACCAAGGUCAAGUCACAGGAACUGAUAAAGAACGUCGGUAACGAGUUCCCAGACAUGACGGUCUUGAAUAUAAGUCCACAACUCCUCGAAAUCCGUAUCGAGGCAAAGCUUCCAUGGAGCACAAUUUUUCAAGGAAUUGCAUCGCUGGAGAAGGACAUUGGUUUCGAGCAUGUACUCGUUUCAGAUAACACCUUGGAGCAAUUAUUCAUUGAGUUUGCUAAAGAAGGCAAAAGGAAAGAAAAUAUUGCUGCCACUCAUCCAUCCACAGCCUAACCUCGACGGCGUUCUUCGGAAGCCACACCAGAAUAUCUGACUGUGACCUGUUCAGUUCCGACUUGUGUGAAUCGUUAAGCGCAAUAGCAUUCGUAACUUUUUUGAAUAAAAUGACUACGGCCACUUUGUAUCAC
Dermacentor albipictus is the source of this 1750-nucleotide messenger RNA. Lineage: Eukaryota; Metazoa; Arthropoda; Arachnida; Ixodida; Ixodidae. The record is from RefSeq and is a predicted model, not a curated record.